Suillus subalutaceus is the source of this 741-nucleotide messenger RNA. RefSeq lists its product as uncharacterized. The transcript is spliced from 5 exons. The record is from RefSeq and is a predicted model, not a curated record. NCBI's taxonomy places the organism in Eukaryota, Fungi, Basidiomycota, Agaricomycetes, Boletales, Suillaceae. Bases 1 to 741 code for a protein of 246 amino acids.
AUGUGCUCUGAACUAUCUGAAGCCCAGCUGGAGCAUCUGCAUGAACAUCUAGAUAUACUGUUUUCCAACCUCCAAUGUCUUCCUGAUACCAACAAGCCUACUGCAAAAAGUCCUGGCUCCACUUGGACCCUAGCUUCUGGUCAAGACAGUAUCAAGAUAGUGACCAAUCCAUGUUUCUACCAGAUACAAAAAAUUGGAGGCAGAAAAAGGACCGUCAAGAGGCCAGCUGUCAUCAGGAGGCCACAAGAUUUUCAUAUAACCAUUAUGAAUAUGCAGGGAUGGGAUUCAAAGAGGAAAAAACCAGAACAAAGAAAACCUCAAAAAACCACCAAUCAGGCAGAUCAAGGUCCAGUGACAAGUGCCAGCAAUAGAACCAACAAAAAGCACAGUGCAGACCUGGAGUAUAACACCAACAGCAAUAGCAACACCCAUGAUGGCAGUGCCUCUGAAACAAACUCACUGUUUGACCAGAAGGAUGAUAGUACUGCAGAGUCUGAAAUGGAUUCAUUAUUUGAUUAUGAUGGGAGUGGAGAGGAAGCUGAUGAGGAGGGUAAUGACUCAGAUGUUAGCAUAAUGUAUGAUCUUGGAGAUGAGGUAGAAUACAGAAUAUUAUCCUUGCCUUUCAAGAAGGAUGCAGCUUCAGAUGGAAGAUCUUCUGCCAAGAUGGUUAUACUUGUAGAGUCUUGGGCAUCAUCUAUGGACUGGUCAAAUUUAUGGCUGAAGGAUCUUAUUAAACAUUGA